Anopheles stephensi (Asian malaria mosquito) is the source of this 672-nucleotide messenger RNA. Its product is annotated as mitochondrial pyruvate carrier 2-like. Gene Ontology annotation, molecular function: pyruvate transmembrane transporter activity. Gene Ontology annotation, biological process: pyruvate import into mitochondria. The record is from RefSeq and is a predicted model, not a curated record. Gene Ontology annotation, cellular component: mitochondrial inner membrane. The transcript is spliced from 3 exons. The coding region runs from base 126 to 482 and encodes 118 amino acids. Lineage: Eukaryota; Metazoa; Arthropoda; Insecta; Diptera; Culicidae.
AUUGUUGUUUUGAUGGUGCUGGUGGCUGUUUUGGGUGUAAAUAAUUUAUUUUCCUUUCCUUUCGCAAAACAGCUUAGUGCUUUACUGGUGCCAGUUCCCUGUUCCUACCUCGAAUAAUCCUUACCAUGUCGAAGAUUUACCAUGGCGUCGUAAACGCGGCUGAUAAAUUUGUUCCCAACGCGCUGCGGCCACUCUGGAACCAUGCGGCAGGACCGAAGACCGUUUUCUUCUGGGCACCCGUGUUCAAAUGGGGUUUGGUUGUAGCCGGAUUGAGUGACCUUCGUCGUCCCGCAGACCAGCUGUCAAUUUCGCAGUCUGCCUCACUGGCAGCGACCGGAAUCAUUUGGUCCCGGUACUCAUUGGUUAUCAUUCCCAAAAAUUGGGGCCUCUUCUCGGUGAACGUGUUUGUGGCCGGUACGCAAAUACUGCAACUGUAUCGUGCCUGGGACUUUUCGCGCAAGGCACCGAAAGCUGCUGCAUAAAUUAAUUUUGCCAAUCAGCCGUACCUCUCAACUCUCGAUGUAAAAAGCGAACAACGCAGUCUUUGUAAAAUACUGCAAAUUUUGUAACCUCCCUUCCGCUUGAACUGUACAGUGCAAACUUGUUGUAAAUGAUAUUAGAAGGUGUACAGUAUAAAUAAAUGCACAAAAGAUAAAACGAUUGUAAAUGGAA